Messenger RNA from Melanotaenia boesemani (Boeseman's rainbowfish), 3030 nucleotides. It is a transcript of the gene alpi.1, whose product is annotated as alkaline phosphatase, intestinal, tandem duplicate 1. Bases 710 to 2332 code for a protein of 540 amino acids. NCBI's taxonomy places the organism in Eukaryota, Metazoa, Chordata, Actinopteri, Atheriniformes, Melanotaeniidae. Gene Ontology annotation, biological process: dephosphorylation. The transcript is spliced from 12 exons. Gene Ontology annotation, cellular component: plasma membrane. Gene Ontology annotation, molecular function: alkaline phosphatase activity. The record is from RefSeq and is a predicted model, not a curated record.
CCCAAGCUCAUGCUAAUUACUUUUUUAGUUUUUAGUGGAAAGAUCAGUUUGAUAAUAGCUGUAUAUAUUUAUUUUUUAAAAAGGCCCUUAAAUAUAAUACUCUAUUAGCUUUAAUUUACAUAUACAAUGUUGUAUUCAAAGGGAUUGAUUUAAUCACUGAAAUGUAAAUACAUUGAGGUUAUUAUAGCAUCUCCUAGAAUAUGAAUGUGUUUCUAUUAAAGGUAUUUAGGCUUGCUGUAAAAUCAGCUAGCAGAGAUGCCAAAGCAUUGUUUAGUGAAUGGAUGAGAACUAAAACAGCCACCAGGUGUUUACACUUGUUAUGAAGGCAACUAAUUUUACUUUCACAACAUACACUAGACUUUCUCUCAGGGGCAAACCCUUUACAAAUGAAAACACAGACAUGCCUACACAAGUUUUCCUGCCAUUGCACAUUGCUACUGGUAUUUCUAGUUCAUGUGGUGUGGGCCACAUCAUGUGAGGCCUCUUUACCCAGAUAGCUUCUAUGAUUUUAUUGGAGCCUUGAUUAGGCACAUGUGACUGAGUGCAAACCCCUGUUGGCAAUGGGUGAGUGGUUGGAAAGCAGAGAUCUGCCAGAGUUUUUGACUCUAACAAGAUUCAGCCUCGUGGCUUCAGAAAGCAAAAGCCGCUCAUCCGGGAAUUGAAUUCUUCUGGUCGUGUGGAACAAGCCUCCAGGUUGUGUGGAUCAGGGAUGCUGAUGGCACAUUGCAGGCCCUACAGUCUCCAGGUUAUCCUUCUGGGCCCCAUCCUGGCGGCUGUGGGCUUGGCCACUAUGGACAACCAAGUACUGCAUGAGCUUGAGAAGGAGCCCGCCUACUGGGAUGCUCAGGCAAAGGAAACACUGGAUGCUGCACUGAAACUCCGUCCUCGUGAACACAGGGCAAAGAACAUUAUCCUGUUUCUUGGUGAUGGAAUGGGCGUUUCCACAGUCUCAGCUGCUCGAAUCCUACGUGGUCAGAUGGAUGGUGGAUCUGGGGAAGAAACGAUGCUUGCCAUGGACACUUUUCCAUAUGUAGCCUUGUCCAAGACCUACAGUGUGGAUAAGCAGGUAGCAGACAGUGCCAGCACAGCUACAGCCUAUCACUGUGGAGUGAAGGCCAAUGCUAAGACCGUGGGACUCAGUGCUAACGCAGUGGCCUAUGAGUGCAACACCACUUUUGGCAAUGAGGUCUAUUCAGUGCUUCGACGUGCUAAGGCACAAGGUAAAUCAGUCGGCAUAGUGACCACCACCCGGGUCCAGCACGCCUCCCCAGCUGCUGCUUACGCCCACUCAGUCAGCCGCAGCUGGUACAGCGAUUCAGAUCUUCCCUCCAGUGCUCACCGUCACGGUUGUGUUGAUAUUGCCACCCAGCUGGUCACCAACUUUGACAUUGAUGUGAUUCUGGGAGGUGGCAGAAUGUACAUGACACCAAAAGGCACCCCAGAUCCAGAGUACCCUACCUCUAACUCUCGCAAGGGGGCCCGCAAAGACAGGAAAAACCUAACUGAUGUGUGGUUAAAGGCCAAACCGAACAAGAAAUCACACUAUGUUUGGCACAGAAAAGAGUUUAAUGAAAUUAAUGUUAAAACCACAGACCGUCUCAUGGGUCUUUUUGAGCCUAAGGACAUGAGAUUCGAGGUUUUCCGGAAUAGCACACGUGAUCCAUCUAUUGUGGAGAUGACAGAAAAGGCCAUUCAAAUCCUCAGAAAAAAUCCAAACGGAUAUUUCCUGUUUGUGGAAGGAGGAAGAAUUGAUCAUGGUCACCAUGAUGGCAUUGCUAAAUUGGCACUGACAGAAGCCGUGAUGUUUGACAGCGCCAUUCAACGUGCAGCACGGCUCACCAGAGAAUCUGACACACUGACUGUGGUAACUGCUGACCACUCUCAUGUCUUCACAUUUGGUGGUAACACGCCGCGAGGGAAUCCUAUCUUUGGUCUGGCACCAAAGAAAGCUGAUGAUAAAAUGCCUUUCACUAGCAUUCUUUACGCCAAUGGUCCUGGUUAUGUGCACAUAAAUGGAACCAGAGGGAACAUCACACUGGUAGAUUACUAUGAUGAAGAGUACAUGCAGCAGGCUGCUGUUCCAUUGGAUGCUGAGACACACGGAGGAGAGGAUGUUGCCAUCUAUGCCAAAGGCCCAAUGGCUCAUCUGUUUCAUGGGGUGAAGGAGCAAAACUAUGUGGCACAUGUCAUGGCCUAUGCUGCCUGUUUGGAGCCGUACUCUAACUGCCCACCUCAUGCUACUCAUGCUCACAGUCGUUCAUCAGUUGGGUGUGUGAGCAAACAUUUAGGUCUCCUGAUUGUCAUGCUGGGCUUCCUCUGGUUGAUCAGAUGACCCCCAUACACACACACAAAGUCGCACAUUUAUACAGUAACUUUGCAUGCAGCAUACAGACUAUGCACAAAACAUUUGCAUGCUUUGUGUGGACACAGGCUGGCAAAUCAGAAGGCAGGGAAAAGUACAGUACUGUAUCAUGUAAUACUCACACAUCCCAGUAUUUAUCCACACACAUUUGUAUUCUACCAUGCUCUUCUCAGGUGCAUUCUAAUGAAAAAAUUACAAGCAAGUACUGAUGAUCAGUGGAAAUGCAAAUACACUUUCAUUUGAACUGCUAACUUCCACCAAGCAUCAUUUCAUCACUUAGCUACCCCCACCCAUUCUUUGUCCUCAUAUAAUAUAAAAGCACUGCUCACAUCAGAUGUCAUACAUUUGCAUGUUUUGAUCAUUUGGUAAGUACAUAUUAUUCUGCAGUUUUAAAGACAGUAACUUAAAGCAAGGGCCGAGGGCUCACUGUCAAGCUUUUGUACACUUUAGACAGACAAUUGUCACUAUACAAAGAAAUGCCAAGCUGCACCAUUACAAGUAAAUACACGAGUCCAUGAACUGAUAUGCCUCAAUUUUUCAGAAGUAGCUUUUUAAAAUUUUGUAUUUUAACAUAAUUGUACAUGUUUUCUGUUAUUAAAUAUUAUAUCUACCUGGAUUGUAAAUAAAAGUUGUUUUUUUUUACAAGCAAAUGUAAGUAAGAUGAUUUU